GGUCGCAAGUUCAUCACGUAUCAAAGCACAAUCAAUACUCCAAUCCAAUCAACCAUGAAGUACACGAUCGCCCUCGUCUUCGCUGCUCUCCUCGCCGUGGUGCUGGCUGCCCCCGCCCCCGAUGCGGACGCUCAGAUCCUGCGCCUGGAGUCGGACGUUAGGCCCGAGGGCUACAACUUUGCUUUGGAGACCAGCGAUGGCAAGAAGCACCAGGAGGAGGGAGAGCUGAAGAACGUCGGCACCGAACAGGAGGCCAUCGUCGUCCGCGGAUCGUACUCCUUUGUGGCCGAUGACGGUCAGACCUACACCGUCAACUACAUCGCCGAUGAGAACGGUUUCCAGCCCGAGGGCGCUCAUCUGCCCAAUGUGCCCAUUGGCAACUAAAGUGGAAGCUGGAAGCGCAAACCGAGAGCUGUUCUAUCUAUAAUGGUUUUAAGUUGAUUAUUAAAUAAACGCGGCAAGA
This is a messenger RNA of Drosophila persimilis, 463 nucleotides long. RefSeq names its product larval cuticle protein 65Ag1. Gene Ontology annotation, cellular component: chitin-based extracellular matrix. The coding region runs from base 55 to 384 and encodes 109 amino acids. The transcript is spliced from 2 exons. The record is from RefSeq and is a predicted model, not a curated record. Lineage: Eukaryota; Metazoa; Arthropoda; Insecta; Diptera; Drosophilidae. Gene Ontology annotation, molecular function: structural constituent of chitin-based larval cuticle.